Molecule: messenger RNA, 1488 nt
Organism: Neomonachus schauinslandi (Hawaiian monk seal)
Lineage: Eukaryota; Metazoa; Chordata; Mammalia; Carnivora; Phocidae
Gene: FMO1
Product: flavin containing dimethylaniline monoxygenase 1
Molecular function (GO): N,N-dimethylaniline monooxygenase activity; NADP binding; flavin adenine dinucleotide binding
Source: RefSeq, a predicted model, not a curated record
AUGCCAUGUGAAUCUGGAAAGGAACAUGUUGAAGAAGGCAGAGCCAGCCUCUAUAAGUCUGUGGUUUCCAACAGCUGCAAGGAGAUGUCUUGUUACUCAGACUUUCCAUUCCCAGAAGAUUAUCCAAACUAUGUGCCAAAUUCUCAAUUCCUGGAAUAUCUCAAAAUGUAUGCAAACUGGUUCAGCCUUCUGGAAUGCAUUCAAUUCAAGGUAAGACACAAAACAUCAGUCAGUAGUCAGAAAAAACAUGAAAAUCCAAACAUGAAAAUUCCUCAGCAUGAAGGAAAGCAAGAGUCUGCCAUCUUUGAUGCUGUCAUGGUCUGCACUGGUUUCCUUACUAACCCGUAUUUGCCACUGGACUCUUUUCCAGGUAUAAAUACCUUUAAAGGCCAGUACUUUCAUAGCCGGCAAUAUAAACAUCCAGAUAUAUUUAAGGACAAGAGAGUCCUUGUGAUUGGAAUGGGGAAUUCGGGCACAGACAUUGCUGUGGAGGCCAGCCACCUGGCAAAACAGGUGUUCCUCAGCACCACUGGAGGGGCCUGGGUGAUGAGCCGAGUCUUUGACUCGGGGUACCCGUGGGACAUGGUGUUCAUGACUCGAUUUCAGAACAUGUUCAGAAAUUCUCUCCCAACUCCAAUUGUGACUUGGUUGAUGGCAAGAAAGAUGAACAGCUGGUUCAAUCAAUGAGCACAUUACGGCUUAGUACCAGAAGACAGGACACAGCUGAGAGAGCCUGUGCUAAAUGACGAGCUUCCGGGCUAUAUCAUCACUGGGAAACUUCUCAUCAAGCCAAGCAUAAAGGAGGUGAAUGAAAACUCUGUCGUAUUUAACAACACCCCAAAAGAAGAGCCCAUUGAUAUCAUUGUCUUUGCCACGGGCUACACCUUUGCUUUCCCCUUCCUUGAUGAGACUGUAGUCAAAGUUGAAAAUGGCCAGGCAUCACUGUACAAGUACAUCUUCCCUGCACAUCUGCCACAGCCAACCCUGGCUGUUAUUGGCCUCAUCAAACCCUUAGGCUCCACGAUACCCACAGGAGAAACACAAGCACGAUGGGUUGUUCGAGUCCUGAAAGGUAUAAACAAGUUACCACCACGAAGUGUCAUGAUAGAUGAAGUUAAUGCAAGAAAAGAAGACACACCCAGUGGGUUUGGCUUGUGCUACUGCAAAGCUUUACAAUCAGAUUAUAUCACAUACAUAGAUGAACUCCUGACCAGUAUCAAUGCAAAACCCAACCUAUUCUCUCUGCUCCUGAUGGACCCACGCCUGGCUUUGACCAUCUUCUUUGGCCCAUGCACACCAUACCAGUUCCGCCUGACUGGCCCAGGGAAAUGGAAAGGAGCCAGAAAUGCCAUCUUGACCCAGUGGGAUCGAACAUUCAAAGUCACCAAAACUCGAAUUGUACAAGAAUCCCCAUCUCCUUUUGCAAGUUUACUUAAACUCUUAAGCCUUCUGGCUUUGCUUAUGGCCAUUUUCCUAAUUUUUCUAUAA